AUGACGAGCCAAUUUCUGUAUUUCAGUUCUCCGGAGAUCUACAUCGAUAAACGGGAGGUUAUCGACUAUGUCUGGAUGUAUUUCAACAUUGCCACCUUCUGGUGUACCACUUGGCUCAGUAUUUUUUACUGUGUGAGGGUCGCCAACUUCAUCCAUCCCCUCUUCCUGUGGCUCAAGCUUAGAAUCAAUAUGCUCGUGCCCAGACUGCUUGGAAUGUCACUCAUACCUUUCAUGGUCUUCACUGUUUCCAUAAUUGUGAGUUGUUUGGGAAAUAAAAAACACUACAGUCUGUCAGGAAAUCUGCCAGGGAAUACCAGCCAAAGUGAGGCUUGCGACUACAGCCUAACUAUAGUUCAACGCCUGCAACUUGCUUUCAGUGCCAUCAAUGUCAGCAUCUGUUUAACUGCAUCAAUCCUUUUGCUCGUCUCUUUGUGGAGACACACCAGGCAUCUGAAAAAGAAUAGCAUUGGAAUUAAGGACUUCAACACUCAGGCCCAUUUCAAUGUUAUCACAUCUUUGCUGUUCUUUCUCUUCUUCUACAUUCUAUAUUUUGCUGUUAUGGUGCUGUCCAUUAUGAAUUUAUUGGAGUUCGGAAACCUUGAGCGAUUGGUUGGUGAUAUUGCACUGUCUUCGUUGCCUUCUGCACACUCCAUAAUCUUAAUACUAACCAAUCCCAAACUGAAAGAAGUGUGCACACGAAUUCCAAACAUCAGACGAAGAUCUUCAUAA
This is a messenger RNA of Hemicordylus capensis (graceful crag lizard), 729 nucleotides long. RefSeq names its product taste receptor type 2 member 10-like. The coding region runs from base 1 to 729 and encodes 242 amino acids. Gene Ontology annotation, cellular component: membrane. NCBI's taxonomy places the organism in Eukaryota, Metazoa, Chordata, Lepidosauria, Squamata, Cordylidae. The record is from RefSeq and is a predicted model, not a curated record. Gene Ontology annotation, biological process: sensory perception of taste; G protein-coupled receptor signaling pathway; detection of chemical stimulus involved in sensory perception of bitter taste. Gene Ontology annotation, molecular function: bitter taste receptor activity; G protein-coupled receptor activity. The transcript has a single exon.